UACUGAAAGACUUUACUAAAGAGUACAAACCCCGACGUCCACACAGAACAAGCACGAACGGCCUAGGAUAUAACAACAGCCUAGGAUAUAACAACCAAGGGGCUGCCAUGGGGAUCCGGGGACUCCUCGGUCCUAUUCGGAAGCAUGGAGUAGUCGGACCUCUGAGCGGCGAAAGUGUAGUCGUGGACGGGCCAGCUCUCGUCCACCGCAUCUUCGAGUCCUGCAUGACACAGGAGUUCUCGUCGCCCCGUGAUAGUUAUCCACCUCCAUAUUGCCUCCUUAGCCGCCUGGUCAUAGGGUGGCUGGACGAUCUGGAGAAAUAUGAUGUGAAAGUGAGGAAGAUCUAUUUCGAUGGAUAUUUGCCUCCGGCCAAAUGGGGCGUUAGGCUAGAGCGACUUACCCAACAAUACCAGGUUAUGAAGGGGCUAAGGAAUUCCCACUUUGAGGGACUGCUGAGGGUACCGGAACACGCGUUUCGGGAUAUCAAGACCGGCAUAGGCAUGACCAGCUUGACGAUGUCAUCGACCACUGACAAGCACCCCAAGCCCCCCUUCCUGAUUCCUUCCGUCCUCGACGCUCUGAGAAAUAGCCAAACCUGGGGACGACUGGUCCAAGUCGUCCCUGGGGAAGCCGAUACGUACUGUGCGCAAGAUAUUCGGGAGAGCGGGGGCACCCUACUGACAACCGACUCCGAUCUGCUCCUCCAAGAUCUUGGGCUCGAGGGGAAAGUAUCACUCCUCCAUGACGUCGUACUCUCCGACGACGACUCCGAGAGCCCCCGUGUUAUGGCACCCCAAUUCACCCUUGGCGAAAUUAAUAAAAGAUUAAACUUGAAACGCGUCGGUGGUCUCCUUCGCGUUGCCUUUGAGAUGAAAAGGCUUAAUACAACUUUUGAGUCAGCUCUCCGGAGUAUUCGCAGCGACGUUAAACGCGCACGACAUUCUAGCAAGUACGAAAGCUUCGUAAUGGGAUUCCAGCCGAAGGAGGACUUGGGAGACAAUCCGCUAGUGCUUGGAAUGAUCUCUAGCCUCGACCCCAGAACCUCGGAGAUUGUCAUCCAGACUUUGUUAUCGAAGGCUCGAGGGGCCCUCUCCGGGGUCCUGACCACGGAAACCACGGAAGCAUUACGAGAGCUCGAUAUGCUUUCUAUUUUUCUGCCCGUCUUGGUCGAGAAUCACCAGAAGAGCAGUGCAUGGGAAACGAGUACGGAGGUUCGCCGGAUCGCAUACGGCGUUCUUCGAAAUUUUCUAUACGAAAAGUCAGAUGCCAUUAUCGAAUAUCGCGCAAAGCCAAGCAUACCGAAGACAAACACAAAAAAGUCGAGCACAUCGAAGAUGGGGCGACACAUAAACGUUCCCGACCUGGAAGAGAUGGCAGAGCUAUGCGCUAGCCUCUCAGACGUUCUAAAGAAGCUAACCGGGGCAUUUGGCUCUCUAGAGAUACGAUGGCUCGCGUUUGCCAUAUAUCUGGACAUACAAUGGUCGGUGUCGGAAGAACGGGGCUCCCCAUCUGCCGUGCUCACCAACGAAAUAAUUAACCGACCCGCAGAGGCAUCCGAAGACGCCGAGAACUACUCGUGGGACCUGACACACUUCACAGCUCAAGUUCAGGCCUGCCUGUUUUCUCUCCGUAUGGGAAAACAGCUCUUAGACAUGCUACCCGUUCCAGGCCGAGAGCUUCCGGCACCGCUAAAGCAAUUACGCGACUACCUCGCGCCGCUUCCUCUCAUCCAAGAGUGGCCUACGGCUGGUCGCAUGACGACGCUACUAUCCCAGUUUGAGGAGGCGAACGGCCUGGCAACAAUCGCUGGCAUCCUGGGGCUCUCCAGCGCCGAACUCAAAGAGGGCUCUGCGGUCGCUGCCAAGCCGACUGGGGGCCAAACCCGAACGAUGUCUUUCGGGGAUAAGAAGGCGGCAGGCAUAGAGGUCCCCGGACUUUGCCCUAGCAAUCCUUACGAUGUUCUCAGCCAUCUCAGUCAAUAAUAGGAUACGUACUUUGCCCAAGCCGCCCUGCCGUUCCCAGACACACUCCGAUAGCCUCUGGAGACUUUUCGAGGAGGCCGGUCCUUUGCCAUUCCACUUCCCAGCACUGCGAGGCUGUCCUCAGGGCAUCUUCAGGAUUCGAGCCGUAUCAGGAAACGCUAGUCCGUGUGCAGAUCAAGCAGUGCAAUUGGAACUAGAAGGGAAGAAUUCCAACUUGAGGGUGGAGAGGGCGAGUCUAGGAUGAUGUUUAGGUGGGUAGUUACCGUUACUUACCUACCUACCUACUUAUGACGAGAUACCUACUAUAGGAGGUUCAGAUAUUGUAAGAAUGGCACUAUGAACACGCAUCUUCAGACAUACCUACCAUUAAACGCAUAGGCGGUACGCUUGGCGCGUUAUUUGCAUACCCGAACGGUCAUAUCGAGUCAUAGGAAACCCGUGAAGCCUUAGCCCGCUAGGCACCAACCGGC
Messenger RNA from Durotheca rogersii, 2452 nucleotides. Its product is annotated as XPG domain containing-domain-containing protein. The coding region runs from base 108 to 1982 and encodes 624 amino acids. The transcript is spliced from 2 exons. Lineage: Eukaryota; Fungi; Ascomycota; Sordariomycetes; Xylariales; Xylariaceae. The record is from RefSeq and is a predicted model, not a curated record.